AUGGCAGAGGUUGGGGAAGAACGGCGGAGGCUGAGGAAGAACGGCAGAGGUGGAGGAAGAAGGGCAGAGGAGGAGGAAGAACGGCAGAGAUGGAGGGAGAAUAGCAGAGGCAAGAGAAGAAGGGCAGAGGUGGGGAAGAAGGGCAGAGGUGAAGGAAAAAUGUCAGGUGGGGGAAGAAUGGCAGAGGCGGAGGAGGAACGGCAGAAGUGGAGGAAGAAGGGCAGAGGGUUGAGGAAGAACGGCAGAGGGUUGAGGAAGAACAACAGUGGCGAAGGAAGAACGACAGAGGUGGAGGAAGAACGGCAGAGGUGGGAGAAGAAGGGCAGAGGUGGAGGAAGAACAGCAGAGGAGGAGGAAGAACGGAAGAGGUGGAGGAAGAACGGCAGAGGCGGAGGAAGAACGGCAGAUGUAGAGGAAGAACAGCAGAGGUGGGAGAAGAAGGGCAGAGGUGGGGGAAGGACAGAGGUGGAGAAAGAACGGCAGAGGUGA
Molecule: messenger RNA, 489 nt
Organism: Hyla sarda
Lineage: Eukaryota; Metazoa; Chordata; Amphibia; Anura; Hylidae
Product: sperm protamine P1-like
Exons: 1
Coding region: 1-489 (162 amino acids)
Source: RefSeq, a predicted model, not a curated record